UGCUGCUUUGCUAUCCGGUGCCUUGCCAAUAAAAUUUAGGAGAAAAAAAAACGAAACACCGAUUUAAAUUUCGCCUAAUGCUGACUUGUUGUUUUUGUGGAAGUAUUUAAGAAGUUUUUGAUUGCGGCCCCUAAUGAAAUUGAAUUAGAUCUAAUUCUUUGUUUGCUACGCAUGAUUCGUGUCGUUUAAAAACUAUGACUGCCAUCCUGGGUGCCGGUAUUAGUGGCCUAUCGGCUGGAUUCUAUCUGCUUCGAAACGGUGCCGGUGCGGCACCGGUUAUUUACGAAGCCACUAAUCGACUGGGCGGGUGGAUACGCACCGAACGUUCCGCCGAGGAAGGCUAUGUAUUCGAAGCGGGGCCCAGAACUAUUCGACCGAAAGGACCAGCUGCCGUUAAUACUUUGGAACUCAUCGAAGAAAUAGGGCUGGCAGAUCACGUGCACCCGAUUAUCUCGAACCACGUGGCAGCAAAGAAUAGAAUGAUCUAUGCAAAAGGUCGGCUAAAUAUGUUACCAUCGGAUUUGAGCGGUGUGCUUAAGACGGUGCCACCCUUUACAAAACCUUUGUACAUGGCAGGUUUCCGAGAUUUAUUCGCUAGACGUUCGAAGCAGCAGCUCGAGGAUGAAUCAAUGUACAGUUUCGUCGAUCGGCGAUUCGGUAGAGAGAUAGCUGAUUAUGCGGUGAGCUCAAUGCUCUGCGGAAUUUGCGCUGGCGAUGCCAAGCAGAUCAGCGUAAACUUCCUGAUGAAAAGUUUAUUUGAAGUCGAACAGAAACAUGGAGGUGUGAUUAAAGGUUUUCUGAAGGAAACGAUGGCCAAAAGACAAACUAACCAGAAAACGAAAGAUCCUUUAGCGGGCUUAGCCAAAAAGGCAAAAUCCGAAAAAUGGAGUAUCUAUUCUAUUCAAGGUGGAUUACAAGCACUACCUGAUCGCCUAGGAAGGGUUUUGCUUGAAAACAAAUGUAAUAUCCUCACUGAACGCAUCUGUCAGAAGAUUCGUUUUGAUAAAAAUAACGUGCAAUUGACAUUUCAUGAUCAAACAACAGUUAGCGCAAACCAGCUUAUAAGCAGCAUUCCGAGCUACAUCCUUGCUGAAAAACUGCAUGAGCAACAUCCGGAACUAUCUAAAAUGUUGAGCUCUAUCCCUUUCGUUGACGUUGCCGUCAUCAACCUUCGUUACAAAUCGGACAACCUCUUACCGGAGCAGGCCUUUGGUUUUCUGGUACCACCCAUUGAGAACCUUCCAAUUCUUGGAGUCAUCUUUGAUAGCUGCUGUUUUGACAUGGAAGGCAACACGGUUCUCACCGCCAUGAUGGGGGGUGCCUGGUUCGAGAAAUGGUUCGGAUCUAAUCCCAGCGAGGAACAGCUAUUACAGGUUGCUACCGAACAGAUUGGCAAUAUUCUAAACAUUCGGCAAGCGCCCGACUCGUACAAGGUGAAUCUUUUACGCAAAUGUAUUCCUCAGUACGUGGUGGGACAUCAAAAGCGAGUGACGCAAAUCCGAGAUUACAUAGCGGACCAUAAACUUCCCUUGGGGCUGUGUGGUGCCUCGUAUGAUGGUGUUGGGGUAAACGACGUUAUUCUUUCGGCGAGAAAGUGCGUUGAUCGACUGUUAAAUAAUGAUAAACUGUUAUAAUAUUUAUAUGCUUUGAAC
Messenger RNA from Uranotaenia lowii, 1652 nucleotides. It is a transcript of the gene Ppox, whose product is annotated as protoporphyrinogen oxidase. Gene Ontology annotation, molecular function: protoporphyrinogen oxidase activity, oxygen as acceptor. The record is from RefSeq and is a predicted model, not a curated record. NCBI's taxonomy places the organism in Eukaryota, Metazoa, Arthropoda, Insecta, Diptera, Culicidae. The coding region runs from base 195 to 1634 and encodes 479 amino acids. Gene Ontology annotation, cellular component: mitochondrial inner membrane. The transcript is spliced from 2 exons. Gene Ontology annotation, biological process: heme biosynthetic process.